UGGCGGCUUAAUCAAUCAAUUCCUGGGCGUUCCCCUAAUCAGCCCCUGAGAGCUUCCCUAAUCAAGUAAUACUGGCUUAAUUAAUUAAUCAGUCCCUGGGGCCUCCAAUAAUUAGCUCCUCGCUCCGCAAGCUUGGGAAGGGAGAAGUGACGUAGAGGAAGGGGCGGGGUGGAGCGGCGCGGCGCGGCGUCAGAGGCUUUCCCCCUGCGCGCGCUCCGGCCGCUCUGGGCGCCGAGGAGGAGCCAUGGAGCUGCCCCCCUCCUGCUUCCAGUCCUGCCUGGAUUUCUGCCCCGAAUGCGGCUCCGUCCUGCCCCGGCCGGGCCCCCGCAGCACCGUCCGCUGCCCCCGCUGCGCUUUCGCCCUCCACAGCGACGAUUUUGAGGGUAAAACCAUCCGCAGCGCCAUCGAGUUCAACCGGUUGGAGCCGGCGGCGGGGCGGGGGUCGGAUCCUGCGCCCCACCUCGAGGGGCCCCUGGUGGAACGGCGGUGCCCCCGCUGCGGGCACGAGGGCAUGGCGUACCGCACCCGGCAGAUGCGCUCGGCCGACGAGGGCCAGACCGUCUUCUACACCUGCCCCCACUGCCGGUUUCAGGAGAAGGAGGAUUCGUGACGGGGUAUCUGCCCCCCCCCCCCCCCGCCUGGGGUAUUUGCCCCCUCCCAUGUGGGUAAUAAAAGCCCCUGGGGUUUUUAUUCAGG
Messenger RNA from Aquila chrysaetos chrysaetos, 696 nucleotides. RefSeq names its product RNA polymerase I subunit H (gene POLR1H). Gene Ontology annotation, molecular function: zinc ion binding; nucleic acid binding; DNA-directed RNA polymerase activity. NCBI's taxonomy places the organism in Eukaryota, Metazoa, Chordata, Aves, Accipitriformes, Accipitridae. The transcript is spliced from 5 exons. Bases 245 to 610 code for a protein of 121 amino acids. Gene Ontology annotation, biological process: DNA-templated transcription; termination of RNA polymerase I transcription. The record is from RefSeq and is a predicted model, not a curated record. Gene Ontology annotation, cellular component: RNA polymerase I complex.